CCACACCCCAUUCCCCGAGCUGCAUAUAAACUCAACUUACCCCUCCCCCCAAAAGAGUGAGGAACCACCUGUCCACUUCAAACCCCUCUUCCAUCCAAGUUCUCAACUAUCAAUGGCAUCCAAGACUCUUCCCAAUGGCCUCCGCGACAUCAAUCGCUUCAUCACCUCAACCAACGAAGAAGGGAAAGCCGUCUACUCAGAUGCCCUCCCUUCCAACGCGAAAUGGCAAGAGAUCGGGGACUCGUUCAACUUCUUCCUGGGAUACACAACUGAGAAGUUCCCCGCCUGUUUAGAUCCCACAAAUGGUUCCACACCAGAAGAUAUCGAGAAGUAUUCGAAGGACCUGGAAACUCCCUGUGGUCUAGCGAAGAGCACUGGUACGUGCUCUCCAUCCAUCUACCUUGUACAAAGAUACAGUACUCGUACCUAGAGUAAGCGUUAACAAACCCCAGGUUCCGUCUGCAGAAUCGUAGAUUUCGGACCGGGAUUAGGACCCAUGCAUCGAACCAUCUCGCUCGAUUUCGGGAUCCUUCUAGAGGGGACGAUGGAAUGUUAUUUGGACUCCGGGGAAGUGAGGACGUUCCAGCGAGGCGAUAUUUGUGUCCAGAGGGCGACGAGCCAUGCGUGGAAGAAUGUUACGGCGGAUGAUGGGUGGGCGAGGAUGGUGUUUGUGUUGCAGGGUUGUGAGGCUCCUGAAGUGAAGGGGGGGAAGAUGGGGGAGUUUUUGGAGUAUGAUGGUCCGGGUGUGAAGACUUCUUGA
Molecule: messenger RNA, 760 nt
Organism: Hymenoscyphus albidus
Lineage: Eukaryota; Fungi; Ascomycota; Leotiomycetes; Helotiales; Helotiaceae
Source: the annotation of a GenBank genome assembly